AUGGGACACCUCUGCCACCAUCAGCCUCCCGCGGCCACCCCCCAGCGCAGCCUGAGGAGGGCAGGGGACGGCGCGGCGCUGCCCGGAUCCCCGCUCCUCCUCUUCUUUCUCCUCCUCGCCUCCUCCAUGUGUGCUUGCAAAGGUGCACCGAUGCCAUCCCAAGCAUUUGAGUCAGAUGAGGAUUUGCAGCUGUGGAAAGAGAUAGAUGAUGCAUGUUCUGCCUACCUGUCCACAGAUUCUGGGCCUCAGGUGUCCAGUACACUGGAAGAACUUUGUUUUUUGGUCAUGGGAUUUCUCCCAAAACCACAGGGUUUAGAUGAAAAAGACAACACCAAAAGGUUCUUAUUUCAUUAUUCUAAGACUCAUGACUCGGGCAACUCAGACAUCGUGUCCUCUGUCCUGCAUCCUUUACUGCAACUCGUUCCUCAGCUUAAUGAGAGAAGACUGAAGAGAUACAAAGUGGACGAGGAACUUCAAGGACCUGUAGGGAUUCAAAGCAGAGGCUACUUUUUCUACAGGCCACGAAAUGGAAGGAGAUCAGUGGAUUUUCGCUAAGGAGGAUUUUAGAUUCCUCACCUACAAGUAAUACUGCAGGAAUGCUGAGUACAUGGAUGUACUGUUUUCCUUACAAAAAUCAUUCAUUACUAAUGUACAAUUAAAAAUAAUUUGAAUGUAAAUGUUCUUAAACUAGAUUCUGUUUAGGAUUCAAAAGUUUCUUUACUUUCUUGAUUAUAUUAAAAGCAUAUUAAAAUUAUUUGCAUCCUAGUGUUAUGAUGUUUGCAACCACAUGUAAUUCAGCUGUAAAAAGUCAGUGUGUGCAUGCAACAGACAUUGCCUCUACCAACAUCGUUAAGUAAAUAGUUUUUCCUUUCUAAAUAAAAGAACUC
This is a messenger RNA of Myiozetetes cayanensis, 887 nucleotides long. RefSeq names its product neuromedin U (gene NMU). NCBI's taxonomy places the organism in Eukaryota, Metazoa, Chordata, Aves, Passeriformes, Tyrannidae. Gene Ontology annotation, biological process: regulation of smooth muscle contraction. The transcript has 10 exons. Gene Ontology annotation, molecular function: neuromedin U receptor binding. Bases 1 to 555 code for a protein of 184 amino acids. The record is from RefSeq and is a predicted model, not a curated record.